Molecule: messenger RNA, 308 nt
Organism: Staurois parvus
Lineage: Eukaryota; Metazoa; Chordata; Amphibia; Anura; Ranidae
Source: the annotation of a GenBank genome assembly
AUGUAUAGGAAAUGGUUUGAUACAGUAAUGUUUUACUAUGUGAUUUUAGUGAAUGUCACUUUUUGUCAUUUUCAAAUUUCCCGCCGUUCCGUCCCCCAUACGUCCCGACGCUCCCAGGGGACGGAACCCAGAUGACAGAUGCCGGCGUCCGCCGGAUUACGUUGCCGGGGACACUGCAGGAGGGACAUCGCGGAAGCGCAGGACAAGGUAAGUGAUCGAGGGAUCACGGAGCAGCGCCGCAUCGUAAGCCCGAGUUUAGCUCGGGGUUACUGCUUGUGCUACACUCGGUAAUACCGCCAGGGAGGUUA